This is a messenger RNA of Cydia pomonella (codling moth), 2265 nucleotides long. RefSeq lists its product as uncharacterized. Bases 1 to 1161 code for a protein of 386 amino acids. The record is from RefSeq and is a predicted model, not a curated record. Lineage: Eukaryota; Metazoa; Arthropoda; Insecta; Lepidoptera; Tortricidae. The transcript is spliced from 3 exons.
AUGGGAAAACGAAAACACAAGGACAGGGACUCGCAUAUAAGAAGAAAAAUAAGGCGUUUACAAGAACGUUUACGAUAUAACUCCACAGACUCCGAGAGCGGGGAUACUCUUUUAACUACGGUUUCAGAAAGCCAUAGAAGCGAUUACUCGCGUUAUGACCCUGGUUCACCACCACCCGAUGAAUACUAUCAGGCGCCCUUUUCUGAUGAGUCAGAUGAUUCGAUUUUAGUACGCCCAAGGUCGACCGUGUGUGUUCCCAGGGCAGCUCCUGGAGACGAAUCUGGUGCUGUAAACUCAGCUCCAAAUUUGAAUAUAACUGCCUCGCCAGGUGAUAACUCGACUGGUAAUGGUCAUGCCCCAUCCACUAAUGGGGCUGCAGGCGACAGCGUUGCGCCGUUGCCGGACGACAUCCUUGCGGCGCUCGGCGACCCCCAAGACAAGGACGAAAAGCUGGGUCCUAAAAUAUCGGAAGAAAUCUCUGAACGCUGGGGUAGAAUUAUUGUGAACGGCCUGACCAAAGAACAGAGGCAGGAUAUAUUGGAGAAGGCGUUAAUACCAGAAAAUUUUCUUCUACUGAAGGCUCCGCAGCUCAACCCUGAAAUUGCACCGAUACUGAGCGAAACCGUUAAAAACAGGGAUAAAAGCAUAGAAAAAAUUCAGCAACACCUUGGUAUAGGUAUUGCUGCCCUGUCAAACCUCACGUCCCAAGUUAUUAAAACUGAUAUCAACAAAAUUGAGAUGCUCCGGAAUCUCUCUCAAGUAAGUAAUAUCCUAUCGGAUUUACAUUACGAAAACACCAUGCACAGAAGAAAAUUGGUCUCCCAAAGUCUAGAUAAAAAUUUCCAUAAUAUUGUUAAAGACGUUAAGAGAGAUGCUUAUCUCUUUGGAGUCAACCUGGGCGAAAAAAUAAAAACAUCAAAGACGGCAGAAAGAUCUGGCCUGCAAAUCAAACGAAGCGAUAGAAGGAAUGAAAAUGCGACCAGGAAAUACACCUAUCGGGAAAACUGGAGGGGCCCACCCAGAAGACAGGGGCAAGGACCUCGCAAGCAGGGUGGGCCGAGGAACCGAUAUUACAACCAACGGCCAUACAAACGCCCUCCACCAGUUGCAGAUCGACCACCGGCGGCGCCGAAGCCGAACCCCAAGAAUCCGAAGACUUAACUAAGGGGCAGUCACCCACUUUGGAAAAAGCUUACCCUGGUGUCAUCUCUAUUAUCAGGGAAGCGUACUCAAGACAAAUGUUAAGUCCGGAAAUAAUUGAUAUAUUAAUAGCAUCACUAGCAGAAUCUUCGUUAAAACAAUAUGAUUGUGCCUACAAAAAAUGGUGGGGUUUUUGUGAAGAAUUAAAACAUGAUUUUUAUACGAUUGAUAUUCCUGUAAUACUUACGUUUUUUACAGCACAAUUUAAAAACGGAGCAAGUUACUCUUCUUUAAGUAGUCUGAGGUCAGCAUUGGCGCUGAUACUGGGUAAAUGUCUGAGUGAAGACGAACGAGUAAGUCGUUUCCUAAAAGGGGUAUUUAGGAUCAAACCAAAUUUACCUAAAUAUCACACUACCUGGGAUCCAAAUUUAGUACUUGAUCACUUGUCAAACUGGUAUCCCAACGAAAAUUUAUCAUUGGACAAACUAACAAAAAAAAUGGUGGCUCUGCUCGCGUUGUCAACUGCACAACGUGUGCAGACGCUAUCACUUAUUCGACUAUCCAGUAUCACAACCAAUGCUUCAGGUAUAGAAAUCAUGAUCAGUGAUCUGAUCAAAACCUCUGCUCCAGGACGCAUUAAUCCGCGGCUCAUUAUACCUUAUUUCACAAACAAAGUACAAAUAUGUCCAGAAAAGACAUUAUCCGCCUACAUAGAGAUGACAAAACACUUUAGGAAUCUUCCUCAAUCAGACAAAUUGAUAUUAACUAUCAAAAAACCGAUACAUAACGCUAGCGCGGCGACUAUCUCCCGCUGGAUUAAACAAGUGCUAUCGGAAAGCGGAAUAAAUACUAAUAUCUUCUCCGCUCACAGCACACGCCACGCAUCCACUUCGGCGGCUAAUAGGAACGGUAUCUCAAUAGACCUCAUAAAACGAACCGCAGGAUGGACCGGAAAUUCAUUGAUUUUCGCGAAAUACUAUAAUCGCCCCUUGACUAGUGUAGAGGAUAGUGUCUUUGCGGAAGCAACUUAUGAUCAUGUUUAGAUGUAAAAUUCUUAGUCAAGCGAAAAUUGUACCAAUCAUUAAUUAACAAUGUACCUAAUAAACGAUUGAUUAUGGAUGUUCA